Molecule: messenger RNA, 2145 nt
Organism: Acomys russatus (golden spiny mouse)
Lineage: Eukaryota; Metazoa; Chordata; Mammalia; Rodentia; Muridae
Gene: Tnfrsf11a
Product: TNF receptor superfamily member 11a
Exons: 10
Coding region: 1-1992 (663 amino acids)
Biological process (GO): mammary gland alveolus development; positive regulation of bone resorption; lymph node development
Cellular component (GO): external side of plasma membrane
Molecular function (GO): tumor necrosis factor receptor activity; cytokine binding
Source: RefSeq, a predicted model, not a curated record
AUGAGCCUGAGGGGGCCAUGUGAGGAGCGUGGGGAGGGGACAGCCAAGCCACGAAUAGAUGAAAAGAACCAAGUAACCGAAAUGACUGGAUUAUACAGGAAAGGGCAGCUGGGAGAAGGUCAGUGCAGCCCUGGGCUGGAGAAGUUUAGGGUGACUCUCCAGGUCACUCCUCCAUGCACCCGGGAGAGGCAAUAUGAACAUCUUGGACGGUGUUGCAGCAGGUGUGAGCCAGGGAAGUACCUGUCUUCUAAAUGCACUCCUACCUCUGACAGUGUGUGUCUGCCCUGUGGCCCAGAUGAAUACUUGGCUUCCUGGAAUGAAGAAGACAAAUGCUUGCUGCAUAAAGUCUGUGAUGCAGGCAAGGCCCUGGUGGCGGUGGACCCUGGCAACCGCACGGCCCCACGUCGCUGCGCAUGCACUGCCGGCUACCACUGGAACUCAGACUGCGAGUGCUGCCGCCGCAAUACGGAGUGCGCACCGGGCUUCGGAGCGCAGCAUCCCUUGCAGCUCAACACAGACACAGUGUGUGUGCCCUGCCCCCUGGGCUUCUUCUCAGAUGUCAUUUCAUCCACAGACAAGUGCAGACCCUGGACCAACUGCACCCUGCUUGGAAUGAUAGAAGCACACCAAGGGACGAAGACAUCAGACGUGGUCUGCAGCUCUUCUGUGACACUGAGAAAACCACCCAAGGAAGCCCAGAUGUACUUGCCCAGUCUCAUCAUUCUGCUUCUUUUCAUCUCUGUGGUAUUAGUAGCUGCCGUCGGCUUUGGCGUUUACUACAGGAAAGGAGGAAAGGCGCUGACAGCUGAUUUGUGGAACUGGGUCAAUGAUGCUUGCAGUAGCCUAAGUGGAAAUAAGGAGGCCUCGGGAGACCGAUGUGUCGGUUCCCACUCAGCAAGCUCCAGUCAGCAAGAAGUAUGUGAAGGUAUCUUACUAAUGACGCUGGAGGAGAAGAUGGCUCCAGAAGACACCUGUUACCCGGAAGACGGUGUUGCUGGAGUCUGUGGGCCUAGGUGUGCAACAGGGGGGCCCUGUGCAGAAGGUGGAGAUGUCAGGAUGUUUACACUGGUCAGUGAGGUUGAGACGCAGGGGGACGUCUCAAGGAAGAUGCCCACAGAAGAUGAGUACACAGACCGGCUCUCACAGCCCCCUAAUGGUUCGCUGUUCCUGAUCCAGCCUGGAAGCAAAUCCACACCCCCUUUCCACGAGCCCCUGGAAGUGGGGGAGAAUGAUAGUUUAAGCCAGUGCUUCUCAGGGACAGAGAGCACGGUGGAUUCUGAAGGCUGUGAGUUCACUGAGCCUCCAUGCAGGACUGACUGUGUACCUGUGUCCCCUGAAAAGUACUUGAAGAAAGAAAUAGAGGGUGACAGUUGCCUACCCUGGGUGGCCAGCUCCAGUUCAACAGAUGGCUACACAGGCAGUGGGAACACUCCCAGAGAGGACCAUGAACCCCUUACGGGGUCCCUGAAAUGUGGACCAUUGCCCCAGUGUGCCUACAGCAUGGGUCUUCCCAGUGAAGCAGCAGGCAGCGUGGAAGAGGCAGGAGAGCAGCCUCAGGACAGGCCUGAUGGAAAGCUUCCAAGCUCGGAGAGGGGACCAACGGGGUCUGGGAGUUCCCCCAAUGACCAGCCACCUGCAUCUGGGAAUGUGACAGGAAACAGUAAUUCCACGUUCAUCUCCAGCGGGCAGGUGAUGAACUUCAAGGGCGACAUCAUCGUGGUCUAUGUCAGCCAGACCUCGCAGGAGGGCCCGGGGCCUGCAGAGCCCGAACCAGAGCCGGUGGGCCGCCCGGUGCAGGAGGAGACGCUGGCACGCAGAGACUCUUUCGCGGGCACUGCGCCUGCCUUUCCCAACACGAGCGCCACCGGGGCUGGGCUGCAGGAGCAGGGCGCGCCGCCGGGACCGAAGGACAGGACGACGCGACCGGUGCAGGAGCAGGGCGAGGCUCAGGGUUCACCGCAUAUUCAGGCGUCCGGACAUUGUACAGAAUGACCCUGCGUUCUCUACCUGCCCUGCGUGGCCCAGGGCACCAGCGGCUUUCCGAAAACAUGUGUAGUGGCUUGCCACUGCGCACCUCCUCACAGGUGCAGACUGCGGGCUCGGUGGUGGCGCUCACCUCUCACUUCCCCCUGUGCUUCUCUCUCC